AUGGCUCAUAACAACCCAAAAUGGACUGAAAAUCUGCCUAUUGUUCUGUUGGGUAUUAGAUCUGCCAUUAAGAAAGAUAAAAAUGCUUCUUGCAUUGAACUUGUCUACGGUACUACACUUAGAUUACCGUCAGAUAUGCUGAAUGCUACAUAUACUGAAUCUUAUGUGUCACAACUUCGAUCAGUCAUGCAUUUAGUUAGACCUAUUCCAACCUCUAGGCAUAUUCAAUCACCAAUUUAUGUACAUCCAGCACUUCAAACCUGUUCUCAUGUAUUUCUCUGUAUCGAUUCUGUUAAACCACCUCUAACUCCACCUUACACUGGUCCUCAUACCGUGAUUAAACGAAUGGAUAAAAAUUUUAUUAUUGAGGUAAAUAACAAAACGAUUACAGUUACAAUCGAUCGUUUAAAACCAGCAUAUAUGUUAUCAGACUGUAUAAAUUCGCCUGUAAUUCCUCAGUUUCCACAGGAAGUCUGCGAAGACUCAAAAAUUGUUCCAAAACAAGUAGUUACCCGCAGUGGACGUCGUGCUCAUUUCCCCCCCCCAAAAAAAAACUAA
Molecule: messenger RNA, 558 nt
Organism: Stegodyphus dumicola
Lineage: Eukaryota; Metazoa; Arthropoda; Arachnida; Araneae; Eresidae
Source: RefSeq, a predicted model, not a curated record